This is a messenger RNA of Rhipicephalus sanguineus (brown dog tick), 1453 nucleotides long. It is a transcript of the gene Su(fu), whose product is annotated as suppressor of fused homolog. Gene Ontology annotation, cellular component: nucleus; cytoplasm. The transcript has 9 exons. Bases 39 to 1370 code for a protein of 443 amino acids. Gene Ontology annotation, molecular function: transcription factor binding. NCBI's taxonomy places the organism in Eukaryota, Metazoa, Arthropoda, Arachnida, Ixodida, Ixodidae. The record is from RefSeq and is a predicted model, not a curated record.
AAGAGGCUGCAACCGCUCUAUGAGAAGGAAUUUUCAACAUGGAAGCCAAGCGAGGGGUCGGCGCCUCUAGCUUUCCUGGAGUCGGUUUCCCUCAGAUUCCGCCUGGCUUGGAGGCACUUUACUCAGCAUGUCUACAAAUAUACAGCGAUCAGCCUAAUCCCUUGCAGGUCGCAGCAGUCUUGAAGUACUGGCUGGGUGGUCCAGACCCGCUCGACUAUAUCAGCAUGUACGCCAAUCAAGGGGAUGAAAGCAAAGAUAUUUCUCCUCACUGGCACUACGUCAGCUUUGGAUUGUCGGACCUUCACGGAGAUGGCAGGGUUCACGAGAUCUCAAGUGCAGACACGCCGAGCGGCUUUGGUUUCGAGCUGACAUUCCGGCUGCGCAAGGAACCCGACGAGACAGGACCGCCAACUUGGCCGGCCGCCGUAAUGCAGGGCCUGGCUAAGUACGUCUUCCAGUCUGGAAACGUGCUGUGCGACGGCGACCACGUCUCCUGGCACUGCCCGCUGGACAACAGCGAGUCACGGAUCGAGCACAUGCUAAUGAUGGAGGACCCGCAGCUAGGGACGGUGGCGACUCCGUUUGGACCGGUCAGCUUUAUUCAAAUUGUCGGCGUUUGCGCAGAGGAGCUCAAGGCAGCCCAGCAGUGGAAUGGUCGCAGCUUUGUGGCACUCAUGCAACGUGUACCGGGCGCAGGCGGCCCUUGGCUCGUGACGAACAUGCGCCGAGGAGAGACGGUUUUCGAACUGGACCCCAGUAUCCAGGACGCAGUAGACCAGGGAAUCGAAAACGAAGGGUCGGACCUGAGUGGCGUCAGUGCCAAGCUCUGCUGGUCAGAGGAGUUCCCCCCUGUCGUGCAAAGUGCCAAGGAAUCUGGGAGCAACACUUCUGUUGACACACCCAGCAUAUCGCAUUACGAAUCUGAGGAAAUAAAGCGGACACUCAAAAAAGGACUGCUGGGCAGUCAACCAAGCAGCGAAACAGAGGAUAAUGGCCUGGAAACGCAAGAGUUGGCUCAAACUCGAGCUUUGGAAGCAGUUCACCUGCAGCUCAAUUUGGAAGCUGGGCUGCUGUUUCCAUUAGUCCUGAGGGGACGAUUAAAACAUGGUCGCCAUUUUACCUUCAAGAGUUCAGUUGACAGCGCUGCAGUUACACUAGUCGUUCCAAGUGUUAUUGGUGCCUUUGCAAAUGCAGAACAGCCAUAUGCAAUGCAGGGCUCUUGGUUGCAGAUUCUGCUCACGGAAGACCUCAUUUCAGAGAUGACUGUAAGCAUGGAAGAGUUAUGCACUGCUGAAGGUCUCACACUGCCGAAAACAUACACGUGGCCCAACCGAAAGAUGGCCAUCACACUUUUGCCUGAAGAGCUGUGACCAAGCUGCUUUAUUUAUGAUGUGCAUCAACUGUAGAAACUUUCAGCUGGAAAAUCCAUCCUACCGAAAAGUGCCUUCACGAC